This is a messenger RNA of Helicoverpa armigera (cotton bollworm), 12246 nucleotides long. RefSeq names its product rugose (gene rg). The transcript is spliced from 55 exons. Gene Ontology annotation, cellular component: membrane; cytosol. The record is from RefSeq and is a predicted model, not a curated record. Lineage: Eukaryota; Metazoa; Arthropoda; Insecta; Lepidoptera; Noctuidae. Bases 565 to 10017 code for a protein of 3150 amino acids. Gene Ontology annotation, molecular function: protein kinase binding. Gene Ontology annotation, biological process: intracellular protein localization.
UUUCAGUAGCGGGGUGUGGGGGUGUGGGGGGCGUCGCGCGCCCGGGACGUUUCAGUGAUCGGCCGCCCGCCCCGGCGCCUGUACGCGUCUCGCGUUCCCGCGGCACGACACCUCCACGUCAUGUAAUCACGUGCCAAAUAGUGUGCCAAAAAGUGUAAGUGCAGCAUGGAAGUAUAUAUAAUAGUUGGAAUGGCAGUGUUGAUCUACACGUUCGUAACGUUACUGUUAAAUAGUGAGUGCUGGAACCCGGAGCACCAGAAGUGUCAGUGCGAGGAGUGCAAGAGCCUGUGCAGCGCCACGCGCGCCCUCACGCCCUCCGUCAUGUCGGUGUCGUCGCGCAUUGACGUCAUCACGCGCCCCUGAACUGCCUCUUGUGCAGCGCUGAUCGCCUGGUACUUUACUCAGUUCGUUCAUGUUUAAUAUGAAGUAAAAUAAUUACAAAGCCAUUGUAGGCUGCUUGCGUUGCGUUUGAAAAGCAAAGUAAAGCAUACAGUGAAAUAGUUGAUAUAAGAAAUAAGUGGUGGUCGUGCUGGGGCAGUGCGAUGGUGUGGUAGACAGGCGGGCAUGGACCCGCUGGCUCGGCUGAUGGAAGGCGCUCCGCUGCCGGGCGUGCUGGGGGCCACGCGCGACGCCCGGCCGCGCGGCGCGCUGGUGCACGCCAGCCUGGCCGCCGCGCCCGCCAUCGGCGACAAGAAGGGCCGCCACCUCACCGGCACCUUCUGCCUCACCGGCGACACCAUGGAGGGAAUCAUUCAGUGCCUCGUCUUCCUCAAGGCUUUCUCGCUCGUGGGCGGCGAGUUCGACAUGGAGUUGAAUUUCGUGAUACAGGACGCGCAGAAUAUUCAACACAUGUUAGAACUACUAGACCACUGUCCACCAAGUUUACAGGCGGAAAUAUGGUCAGUGUUUAUUGCAAUCCUGCGCAAAAGUGUACGGAACCUCCAAGCCUGUACUGACGUAGGACUCAUACACCAUGUGCUCCAGAGGCUACCUCGCGCUGAAACAGUCGUCGCUGAUCUGCUCAUCGAGAUGUUGGGGGUGCUGGCCAGCUAUAGCGUCACCGUCAAGGAGCUCAAACAGCUGUUCAGUGCCAUGAAAGCCGUCAACGGGAAAUGGCCCCGGCACUCGGCUAAGCUGCUGAACGUGCUCCGGCAGAUGCCGCACCGGAACGGGCCGGACGUGUUCUUCAGCUUCCCCGGACGGAAAGGAUCGGCCGUGGUGCUCCCGCCGCUGGCGAGGUGGCCCUACGAGAACGGCUUCACCUUCACCACGUGGUUCCGCCUCGACCCCAUCAACUCCGUCAACAUCGAGAGGGAGAAACCCUACCUUUACUGUUUCAAAACGAGUAAAGGCGUGGGCUACACGGCGCACUUCGUCGGCAACUGUCUAGUUCUCACGUCUAUGAAGGUGCGCGGCAAAGGGUUCCAACAUUGUGUCAAAUACGAGUUUCAGCCCAGAAGAUGGUACGCGAUAGCGGUGGUGUACAUAUACAAUAGAUGGACGAAGAGUGAGAUCAAAUGCUUGGUGAACGGCCAGCUUGCGUCCAGCACGGAGAUGGCGUGGUUCGUCUCCACCAACGACCCUUUCGACAAGUGCUACAUCGGCGCGACGGCGGAGCUGGACGAGGAGCGCGUGUUCUGCGGUCAGAUGGCUGCCAUCUAUCUGUUCGGCGAGGCGCUCACCACGCACCAGAUCUGCGCCAUGCACAGGCUGGGGCCCGGCUAUAAGAGUCAAUUCCGAUUCGACAACGAAUGCAACAUCAGUUUGCCGGAGAAUCAUAAAAGGGUGAGCGAGACGACCGCUCCCAAGCUUGAAAACGCUGAUGUUCCCCCUCCUCCCGAUCCCGAAAGUUCCCCCCAAACUCCUGAGAUCCAGUCGCCUGAUGUAGCUUCUCCCGAAGAGGACACUAAGCCAGCAGAGACAGAAGAAGCAUGCGUAGUAGUGAAGGAAGACGCGACGCCGCGCGGGCGCCGCCUGGCGGACGAGGCGCGCGAAGUGGCCGCCGCGCAUGCCUCCAUGCUCGUAGAUAUUGAAGCAUGCAAGCGUGGUCAGUUCCGCUUCGACGCAGAGUGCCACCCGCCGCUGCCGGCCGCGGACGUGCGCACGGACCGCUACGGCGACCUCAUUCACGAUCCCACGCAGAACGUCCACGACGUGUUAUACGACGGCAAGUUGUCUUCGGGUAUUGUGUUCAUGUACAACCCAGUGGCGACGGACGGUCAGCUGUGUCUACAGUCAGCACCCAAAGGAAAUGUUUCUUACUUCGUGCACACGCCACAUGCACUUAUGCUGCAGGAGGUCAAAGCAGUGGUCACACAUUCAAUACACAGUGCAUUAAAUUCCAUCGGCGGAGUGCAGGUUCUGUUCCCGUUGUUCGCACAACUGGACCUACCGCACGACGCGCCCGCCACCGACCCCAAGAGAGACCCCAUGCUCUGUUCGAAGCUGCUGGGGUUCGUGUGCUCGCUGGUGGAGUCGUGCAGCACGGUGCAGCAGCACAUGCUGCAGUGCCGCGGCUUCCUCGUCAUCUCGCACAUGCUGCAGCGCUGCAGCCGCGACCACCUCACGCCCGACACGCUCGCCUCCUUCCUCCACCUCACCAAGCAUCUCGUCACCUGCUGCUCUCCUAACUCCGACCUGCUGCUCAAACAGCUGUUGGACCACAUUCUGUUCAACCCCGCGCUGUGGAUCCACACGCCGGCGGCCGUGCAGGCCAGGCUCUACUGCUACCUGGCGACGGACUUCCUCGCCGACGCGCACAUCUACGGCAGUGUGCGCCGCGUCAGCACCGUGCUGCAGACCGUACACACGCUCAAGUUUUACUAUUGGGUAGUCAACCCCAGAGCUAAGAGCGGAAUUACGCCCAAAGGAUUAGAAGGACCGCGGCCGGCUCACAAAGACAUUCUUACUAUUAGAGCAUACAUUUUGCUAUUUUUAAAACAACUGAUCAUGAUCGGCAACGGAGUGAAAGAAGACGAACUACAAUCCAUACUCAACUACCUGACAACUAUGCACGAGGACGAGAAUCUACACGAUGUCUUACAAAUGUUAAUAUCACUUAUGUCGGAACACCCCAGUUCUAUGGUGCCAGCUUUUGACGCUAAGGGUGGAGUUAGGACUAUCUUCAAAUUGCUGUCGUCAGAGAGUCAACUAAUAAGGCUGCAAGCUCUCAAGUUAUUAGGGUUUUUCCUCAGCAGAAGUACACACAAACGCAAAUACGACGUGAUGUCGCCACACAACUUAUAUACGCUACUGGCGACGCGGCUGGGCGCGAGCGGCGAGGGGCUGGCGCUGCCGGUGUACAACGCGCUGUACGAGCUGCUCACAGAGCACGUGGGCCAGCAGAUACUGUACACCAGCCACCCUGAGCCGCAGCCGCACUUCCGACUGGAGAACCCCAUGAUCCUAAAAGUGGUAGCGACGUUGAUCCGGCAGUCGAAGCAGACGGAACAACUCCUGGAGGUGAAGAAGCUGUUCCUGUCCGACAUGACGCUGCUGUGCAGCAACAACCGCGAGAACCGCAGGACUGUGCUGCAGAUGUCUGUGUGGCAGGAAUGGCUAAUAGCGAUGGCCUACAUCCACCCGAAGAACGCGGAAGAGCAGAAGAUCUCGGACAUGGUGUACUCUUUGUUCCGCAUGCUGCUGCACCACGCAAUCAAGCACGAGUACGGCGGCUGGCGCGUCUGGGUCGACACGCUGGCCAUCGUGCAUUCUAAGGUUUCAUACGAAGAAUUCAAACUCCAGUUUGCCCAAAUGUAUGAGCACUACGAACAACGUCGCGCCGACAACAUCACAGACCCGGCCGAACGACAGCAACGUCCUAUUUCUACCAUCUGCGGCUGGGAACGACGCGACACCCACCAGGCUCUACACCACGCUGCACAGACUGAAAUCGGCGCAGGAUUGUCCCUAAGAGACCUCGACACUUGCAGGUGUAAUGCAACUGAAACAAAUGACUCAACUGAUGCAGUAUACUCACAGGUUUGUAAGGUCCACACGCCUAAACGUGACGCGUUACCUGAGUCACAGACUGAAACAACAGAAGCAAGACGUCCUGAAGAAGUUGAACAUGCCAUAGAUGAAGUAGAAACACCCACUGAUGACGCCGAGAGGGUAGUGUCACCCACAGAUGCGUUACCGUCGGAAACAGAACUAGUAAGGUCCAUGAUCGAAGAUACGAAAUGUUUAGAAGAUCCGGAGUCGGGUAUCGGUACUCUAGAGAAGAGUGAUGAACCUUUAACGAGGCAAGGUAGUCUAGAUUAUAUUCCUGUUCGAGAUGUAGGUGAUGGUGUUUCCAAAGACGAUGCUACUGAUCGUAGUGAAGGUAUUCCUUCAAGUUUAUCGGCUAGUGAGACGGCCAGUCCUGAACGAGUUGCUGAACUCAACGUUGUUACUGAACGUGAGUCCGAACUAUCGGACCGAUCAGACUUGUACCUCACACCUAGUGAAGCGACAAGUCCGAAGAAAUCAUUAGAUAAAGCUGAUGAUGAUCCCGAAGACCCUAAACGUGUAGCAAUUAAUAUUGUCAACGACGUACUGAGCAUAGCGCUCGAAACUGUGAGGUUAAAGACUGAUGAUGAUACGGACUCAGGAGCCAUCUCCGGAGGUCUGCACUCUGAAGGGAACACUCCCAACGGACGAGAUGACUUCGAGCAGGAGAUCGAAGAGAUCGUGGACGACAAGCGAGCGGCGGAAACCAUCGCCAACGAAUUAGUUACGGACUUAAUUACAUCGGUUGUGACAAAAAGUGAGAAUGUUCAAGUGGCUGAAAGUAGUAGUGAAAAUAUUGAAAUUCCUGAAACUAGUAGUGAUAAUGUUGUUGCUGAUAGUGAAACUGUUGAGCCAAAUAGUGAAAAUAUUACAACGGACGAUAAUAGUCCGCAGAGGGUCAUUCCUUCCGAUCACCCGCACGAAGGCAACGUACUGCCUCUUGAUGGUGAAUUUUUAGUCAAUUCUAGAACUGAAGAGGCUGAGAAACUAGAUGUAGAACGAAAAGACGAAGUUACGGAAGAAAAUGAGAAGAAUGAUAGCCAAAGAGUCGACAUGCCGACACCAGAAGAAGAGAAGACUCCUGAGAUUCCUCCGAUCUCAACUAUUAGUGAAAGUAUACCGCUAGAUAAUAAGGAGGUGGAUAGUGAAGACGAAGGCCAUGAGAGUGAAAGAGACAAGAGACGCGUGAGCUUACCGGGUGAUACUGAGAUGAAGCAAGACGGCAGUAGAGGCGAGGGAGUGGCCACGCAGGGCACCAACACUUCAGCGUCGCCUAAGAGGCCUCGCAGUGCCUCCACUAGUACCCAAGUCGACUCCAAUCAUUUUGAAACAAAGCGUCCGUCGAAGUGUUCCCGGCCGAUGUUCUCCCCCGGACCGACGCGGCCGCCGUUCCGUAUCCCGGAAUUCCGCUGGUCCUACAUACACCAAAGACUGCUCUCUGACGUUCUGUUCUCCUUGGAAACUGAUAUUCAAGUAUGGAGAAGUCAUUCAACGAAGUCAGUGAUCGACUUCGUGAACAGCAGCGAGAACGCGAUCUUCGUGGUAAACACCGUGCACCUGAUCAGCCAGCUGGCUGAUAACCUGAUCAUCGCUUGUGGCGGACUACUGCCGCUGUUGGCCUCUGCUACCUCGCCUAAUAAUGAGCUCGACGUAAUAGAGCCGACGCAAGGCAUGCCGGUGGAAGUAGCGGUGACCUUCCUGCAGCGGCUGGUCAGCAUGGCCGAUGUGCUGAUCUUCGCCAGCGCGCUCAACUUCGCUGAACUGGAAGCCGAGAAGAACAUGUCUUCGGGAGGCAUACUCCGACAAUGUCUGAGGCUGGUGUGCACGUGUGCCGUGCGCAAUUGCCUCGAGUGCAAGGAGCGCCAGCGCUACGCCGCCGCCCGCGCCGGCCCACGCGCCGCCGACUCGCCCGAACCCAAGAGUGUGGUGGCAAGUUUAGCGGACGCAUCGAGUCCCGUUAAGGACCCAGAGAGACUUCUUCAAGAUAUGGAUGUGAAUAGACUUCGUGCGGUUAUUUAUAGAGAUGUGGAGGAGACGAAGCAGGCGCAGUUCCUGUCGCUGGCCAUCGUGUACUUCAUCUCUGUGCUGAUGGUGUCGAAGUACCGCGACAUCCUCGAGCCGCCCGCGCACGCGCCGCCCGACGCCGCGCGCCGCCCGCACCACGCGCACGAACACCACGAACACAAUGGCGAUGAUGUCGAGUAUGCCAUGAUUGUGGUCGAUGAGAACAAUUCUACCAUUAACGAUUUGGACUCUCCAUCCAUGAAGGAGACGGAUGGCAAAGAAGAGGGUGUCGCGAAAAUAGAAACGACCACUGACGAACUGAAGCCUAGUACUGGAGAGAAAGCAAAGCCUAGCGAUAAGCCGGACCUUUCCCCCGCGUCCGACAAGGAAGAGCCGCUAUUCAAGUCGAGCCUCCGAAUCAAAAGCCAGCUCAAGCCCAAGAGUGUGGACUCGAUCGAGGACGCGGGAUCGUUCCACCUGAACUCGAAUGAGACCACCAAUAAUGACCCGGAGACUUCCAGCGAGAUUGCGCUCGAUGAUAACAAACAUCCGGUGAGCAAUGACGAGUCAUGGACGGACGUGAACUUGAAUGAGGAUGGCGAGCGCGGCCCUGCCACCAUUACUGGUAGGACGAGGGACCACGAAGGAAAUAUACAUGAAGACAUAGAUAAACAAAUUCACAUGAGGAACUCAGAGUCUCACCAUCACCUCACGCAAAGGCAUCAGAACAGAAACCUGCAAGCGGCGCAGAGGCAUUUACAUCCAGACAACGAGACCCUAGCAGGUCUGAACGCAAUGAACACAACUAUGACAGCCGACGGCGUGUCUCGCGAGGCGUCUCUGACCCACAAGUUGGAGACAGCGCUAGGCCCCGUCUGUCCCCUACUCCGAGAAAUCAUGCUGGACUUCGCUCCCUUCCUCUCCAAGACCCUGGUGGGGUCCCAUGGACAGGAACUGCUUAUGGAGGGCCUUCAAACCUUCAAGUCCAGUACAUCAGUGGUGGAACUGGUGAUGCUGCUGUGCUCCCAAGAGUGGCAGAACUCGCUGCAGAAGCACGCGGGGCUGGCCUUCAUCGAGCUGAUCAAUGAGGGUCGGCUUCUGUCACAUGCCAUGAGAGAUCACAUAGUGAGGGUGGCUAAUGAGGCCGAGUUCAUACUCAAUAGGAUGCGAGCUGAUGAUGUACUUAAACACGCUGAUUUUGAGUGUCUAUGCGCAACAAGUAGCGCUGAACGAGCAGAGGAAGAGCGCACGUGCGAGCGACUCAUCGCCGCCGCGCGUCGCCGCGACCACGCCGCCGCCGCUAGACUGUUAGACAAACUACGACAUGCUGCCUCGCACGCCACGCCACAUCCUGGUAGUGGCAGUCAAUUCUGGAAGCUAGAUUCUUGGGAGGACGACGCGCGUCGCCGAAGACGACUCGUGCCCGACCCGCGCGGCCGCCGCCACGUCGCCGCAGCGCUGGCCCGCCCGCACCCCAGCACGCAUCACCAUGAUGCCAUACUACAGGCUACAGAAGAAUUGCACUCGAGGAUAGCGGCGGGAGGUGCGGGUCGCGGGGCGCAGUUACCGACGACUGCGGCCGCCGAACUCUUAGACGACGCUGAGCUCCUGGUAGAUGACAGAGAAAUCGAUGCCGAUCUCACCGGUCCAGUAAACAUAAGUACGAAGGCGCGGCUGGUGGCUCCAGGGCUGGUGGCGCCGGGAACCGUCUCGCUCACCUCCACAGAACUUUACUUCGAAGUGGACGAGGAGGACCCCGAGUAUAAGAAGAUUGACCCUGAGGUGUUGAAGUACUGCGAGCACCUGCACGGCAAGUGGUACUUCAGCGAGAUCCGCGCCAUCUUCUCGCGCCGCUACCUGCUGCAGAAUGUCGCCAUCGAGAUGUUCCUCGCCAGCAGGACGUCGAUAUUCUUCGCGUUCCCCGACCAGGCCACCGUGAAGAAGGUCAUCAAAGCACUGCCCAGGGUCGGCGUUGGCAUCAAAUAUGGCAUUCCUCAGUCCAGACGUGCAUCGAUGAUGUCUCCGCGGCAACUCAUGCGCAACUCGAAUAUGACGCAGAAAUGGCAACGACGGGAGAUCUCCAACUUUGAGUACCUCAUGUUCCUGAACACUAUUGCUGGACGCACAUACAAUGACUUGAAUCAAUACCCAGUGUUCCCAUGGAUCCUGACGAACUAUGAGAGUGAGGAGUUGGACCUCAGCCAGCCGUCCAACUACAGGGAUCUCUCCAAGCCCAUCGGAGCCCUAAACCCUAGUCGUCGCGCGUACUUCGAGGAGCGCUACAAUACUUGGGAGCACGAGUCGACUCCACCCUUCCACUACGGCACUCACUACUCCACGGCCGCCUUCGUGCUCAACUGGCUAGUUCGCAUCGAACCGAUGACAACUAUGUUCCUAGCGCUACAGGGUGGCAAGUUUGACCACCCCAACAGGCUUUUCUCCUCAAUCGCCAUGUCAUGGAAGAACUGCCAGCGAGAUACUUCUGACGUUAAGGAACUAAUACCGGAACUGUUCUUCCUGCCCGAAAUGCUGGUGAACAGUUCAGGGUUCCGGCUAGGUAUCCCCGAGUCUCCGUCAGGUGACGUCAUCCUGCCACCCUGGGCGUCUUCAGCCGAGGAGUUCGUGCGCAUCAACCGAAUGGCACUGGAAUCCGAGUUCGUUAGCUGUCAACUGCAUCAGUGGAUCGAUCUCAUAUUCGGUUAUAAGCAGAGAGGUCCCGAGGCGGUCCGUGCAACCAACGUAUUCUACUACCUAACCUACGAAGGAGGGGUCCGUCUCGACCAGAUCACGGAGCCCGUCACCAGAGCGGCCAUUGAGGACCAGAUCCGUAGCUUUGGACAAACUCCUGCACAAUUACUGAGUGAACCUCACCCUCCGAGAGCAUCGACCAUGCACCUCGCGCCGCUGAUGUUCGCGGCAGCACCUGAUGAUGUGUGUUUGAGGCUUAAACUACCUUCAAAUGCGGCUGUGGUACAUGUCUCCGCGAACACCUAUCCUCAGCUGGCUAUGCCUGCUGUUGUUACGGUGAGUGCAGCCCGUGCGUUUGCGGCACACCGUUGGUCUGGCGGCGGCUGUGCUCACGCGCCGCACGCUCCCCGACACGCGCCUGAUCAUACGCAUCACCCGCACCAUCCGCUACUUAUGGACCCAGUCUGGGCGGCAGGCGGCGCGGCGGCGCUGUCGCGGCGGCAGCUGGGCGACAACUUCUCGCAGCGCGUGCGUGCGCGGAGCAAUUGCUUCGUGACGACGGUCGACUCGCGCUUCCUCAUCGCCGCCGGCUUCUGGGACAACAGCUUCCGCGUCUUCAGCACUGACACUGCAAAAAUAGUACAAAUAAUCUUCGGGCACUACGGCGUGGUGACGUGCGUGUGUCGCUCGGAGUGCAACAUCACCUCCGACUGCUACAUCGCGUCCGGCUCCGAGGACUGCACCGUGCUGCUGUGGCAUUGGUCUGCCCGACACGGCGGCAUUGUAGGCGAGGGAGAGACGCCGGCGCCGAGAGUUACUCUGACGGGACACGACGCUCCUAUCAACGGAGUUCUCGUCUCCGCAGAACUGGGCCUGGUUAUAUCUUCGUCAGUCAAUGGCCCCGUGCUAAUCCACACGACUUUUGGCGAGGUGCUGCGCGCACUCUCCGCGGCGGAGGGCGUGUGCUCGCCGCAGCAGCUCGCGCUGUCGAGAGAAGGCGUCGUGGUGGUGGCAUAUGCAAAGGGACAUCUGGCCGCCUUCACGCUCAAUGGGCGAAGGCUGAGGCACGAGACGCAUAAUGAUAACUUCCAGUGCCUGGUGCUGUCUCGCUGCGGCGAGUACCUGGCGUGCGGCGGCGACGCGGGCGUGGUGGAGGUGUGGCGCGCGGCGACGCUGGCGCCGCUGUACGCCUUCCCGCCCGCCGGCGCGCCCGUCACCUCGCUCGCGCUCUCGCACGACCAGAAGUUCCUGUUAGCGGGUCUAGAGAACGGCUCCCUGGUUGUAUUCCACAUAGACUUCAACAGAUGGCACCACGAGUACCAACAGCGGUACUGAACAUCAGUACACUAGUUAUUAUUACUAAACUUAAUUCAAUUACCAGCCGGGCGCUGGCAACACUGGCCCUUAUCCUGUGGGUAAUGGCCAGUGGUGCAAGUGUCACGGAUUUAAUUCGCAUCUAGGUAAAGGCGAUAUUACGCUCAUAGGUGAUAGGACGUAAUGGCUGCUAUUUCGAUUGAAUAUUCACUGUUCUUUACGAUUCAAAGCAGCAAUCUUCUACCAGAUAAGAAAUUAAUUAAUUGUACUCUCAAUUCGAUUAAAAUUAACAGUGGUAAAGAACAGUGUUAUUAAUAUUAAGUGUGGUAUUCGAAAUUUAAUCGCAGCUACAUAUAGCUAUUGAUUAAACUACCGCACUGGUCUAAAUUUUAAAUUAAUAAAAAUCUUGUUGGGUUGUAAUAUUUCGACACAUUAAUGCUAUAUUGGGUAAUGAUCAGUAUGAGGCAACUGGCAAGUAAGUACUUAAUUAGUUUUUAAGUUCAUUGACAUUCCAUUGAUUUUAAUUCGUUUAGUAACAAUUUAAUUGUAUUAAAAUACUAAGACAUUAAAUGAGACGACUUCAUAACAUUCCAUGAAAUUUUAUACAGUUUACAACCAAAUUAUUAUAAAAGUAAGGUAUUAUUUGUUAAAAUUCUUUCUAAGAAGAAUAAUGAUGUAGUUAUUUUUAUAUUUGAUCGGUACUUAAUCAAUUGUUAUUUAUUUAAGUAAAAGAAUGAAGUCGUAGCGUUGUACUUAUACAUAUUUAUUAUUUCUGUGGAGCACUCUGCCACACUACUUUGGCUUUAUCUGUACCACUUUAGUGUUGCCAAUGUAGAAUUUACAAUUCUACUAAAGAAGUAAUAGCUUAAGUAGCAGAGUGUGAUAUUGGUUUUAAGGAGUUUAGAAAAAACAAUCAAAGAAGAUCUGUAUUCCUUCAAACCAAUUUGCACCAAUAGUAUUCUGUGUAUUAUAAAAAGAUUAUAAUUUUUAUGAGAUGAAGCAAUUAGUUUACAGUAAAUUAUUUAUGUAGUGCCAUAGGGAAAGUUUAUUAUUUUAACGCAAUAUAGUGUCUUUCUUAUUUUAUUUAUGAAACUAGGAUCUCCUAUUCAAGUAACGUCCAUUUUAAUUCCUUUAAUGUAUUAUUUCGAGUUUAAAUCCAUGUUAUUAAUUUAUUUAAUCCAUUGACUUUUAUUUGUGCAAUAUUUUCUAAAUGGUCUAAGCUAUUUACAAAAUUCAUUAUAUAUUUUCAAUUCAUUAUAAUAUUACAUGAUAUGCUUGCUCUUUCUAGCAAUCCAGUAUUUGAAAUUAUUUUGAAACAUUCCAAAUUUUUACUCUUGUGCUAUUUUAUGUGGUGGUGGGUAAGAAGUACUUAAUUUUGAAUAUUAUGAUAAAUAAUAAUUGACGUUGUUGUAAUUAAUUUUUGGUUUUAUUAAAUGGUUAUAGCGAAAAUUAUUUUGUUUCUUUCAUUUUUACCUUAUGCCAUUAAUUGAUAUGAUUUGUGUAGUUUGGAUUUUUAGACUGCCUUUUGUAGCGUGCUUUCAAUUUUACUCUGUUGAGGACUUUGGAUUUUUGCCGGUAGUUGUGUUUUAAUUCUGCUGGAAGUGUAUUUAUAUCAAUAAAGCAUUAUUGUACUCGAACAGGGUCACUCUUUGCAUUGAGAGAGCCAUCAUUGUUUCACUCGGUAAAGAAGAAUUGCAAUUCGUCCUGGGUCUUUCUCCUCAACACUGGAACAAUGAUGGCGCCAAUGUAAAGUAGGGCCCCAGGUUGGACAACAGCGCGAAAGUGCCAAUACUUUAGUCAUUUUCGCUAAUUAAACUAUGUCAAUAUAACGUUAGGACGAGUUUAGACUAUAUUAAUGUAAUGUAAUGCUAAAUAAAGUUGUGUUACGGCUAAGUGACGUCACAUAUACGUUACAAAAAACAUAGUUUUUUACGCAUACGUCGUGUUACAUUGUAUUCAAUAUACAAUCAAUUUAUAAACUAUAUUUUUGCAACACUACGCAAGCACCGCUCCUUCCGUUCUGUGAUUUAGGCUUAAAUGCACCUAGACAUACGAAAGUUUAUUCUUCUCGUCGUUUUCCUAUCUCUGUGCCAAAACUAAGGAUAACAAUAUGAGAGACAGAUCAGUGAUUGUAUAAUACGAAAUAUUGAUAGUUCAUUCAUAACUACGCUUCAAACUUAAGCCGUAUUUCCUCCUUUCCAGCGCGACUCCCACCCAUCGGUAACUUUAAUCGCAUUGUAUUUGUAACUU